Molecule: messenger RNA, 2368 nt
Organism: Condylura cristata (star-nosed mole)
Lineage: Eukaryota; Metazoa; Chordata; Mammalia; Eulipotyphla; Talpidae
Gene: LCMT2
Product: leucine carboxyl methyltransferase 2
Exons: 1
Coding region: 10-2079 (689 amino acids)
Biological process (GO): wybutosine biosynthetic process; tRNA methylation
Molecular function (GO): protein binding; tRNA methyltransferase activity
Source: RefSeq, a predicted model, not a curated record
UCUUUGGCCAUGGGCCCGCGGAGCCGCCAGCGUCGGGCAGGAGCUGUCCAGAACACCAAUGACAGCAGCGCCCUGAGCAAGAGUUCCCUUGCCGCCCGCGGGUACGUGCGCGACGCCUUUGCCGCUUUGCUCGUUCCCGGAACCGCGCGCCGCGCGCCGCUCAUCCACCGCGGCUACUACGUCCGCGCACGCGCCGUGCGGCACUGCGUGCGCGCCUUCCUGGACCGGACGUGCGCGGCCCCCGACGCGCCCGCCGCCCAGAUCCUGUCCCUGGGCGCUGGUUCCGAUUCGCUGUAUUUUCGCCUCAAAACUGCGGGCCGCCUGACCAGAGCUGCAGUCUGGGAGGUAGAUUUUCCAGACGUCGCUCGGCGCAAAGCACAGACGGUUCGAGACACGCCGGAACUGUGUGCGUUAACCGGGCCAUGCCAGAGCGGGGACCCAGCUGAUUCAGCCCUGUGCUUUGAGAGCUUCGACUAUCGAAUCCUGGGCCUGGACUUGAGGCAAGUGCAGCGGUUGGAUCAGGCUCUGACCGCAGCGAGCUUUGACUUCGCUGCACCCACGCUGCUCCUGGCUGAGGCCGUGCUGACCUACCUUGAGCCGGAUCAUGCCGCGGUCCUCAUCACCUGGGCGGCACAGCGUUUUCCUAAUGCCCUUUUUGUGAUCUAUGAGCAGAUGAGGCCAUUUGACGCAUUUGGCCAAGUCAUGCAGCAGCAUUUUCAGCAGCUCAAUUCUCCCCUACAUGGCCUUGACCGCUUCCCCGACGUGGAGGCCCAGCAGCACCGCUUCCUUCAGGCUGGCUGGACUGCCUGCACUGCUAUGGACCUGAAUGAAUUCUAUCGUUGCUUUCUACCCGCGGAAGAACGCCAACGCAUGGAAAAUCUUGAACCUUUUGAUGAGUUUGAGGAGUGGCAUUUGAAGUGCUCCCACUACUUCAUUCUGGCCGCUUCUAGGGGAGACAUUUUUCCCCAAACUCUGGUGUUCCUAUCCUCAGAGGUGUUUCCUGGGGUAGAUCCUGCCCCACCUUCAGGGGUCUUCCCUGCCAGUUUAGUCACCAGUGACAGCCAGGGACCAAAUCUUAAGAGCUAUGGCCAUGCCUCUGUCCUUUUGCGCCCAGGCGUUAUUCUCAGUACUGGAGGAUUUGGAGAGGAGGAAGGGCGCCAUUGCCGGGUGAGCAGGUUUCACUUGCUCUCAAGAUCCUGUGAAUGGAAAAGCAACCACAUAAGUAAUUGGGGAACUGGGAAACAAUGGGAUGGACGCCUUUAUCACACUAUGACAAGACUAUCAGAUACUCAUGUGCUGGUUCUGGGGGGGAGACUGUCCCCAGUAACUCCAGCUUUGACAGUUCUCCAAAUUUGUCUUUCUAAGAGUGAGGACAAUAGCAAUGAAGACCUAAGUGUAACUGUAACAAACACUGGCCCAGAAGAUUUCACUUUGUCAUGUUGGCGGCAUUCAACAACAGAAGUGUCCUAUGAGAGUCAGAAAUACUUAUUUGUGUAUGGGGGUCGAAGUGUUGUAAAACCUGUACUAAGUGACUGGCAUUUCCUACAUGUGGGGACAAUGACUUGGGUCAGGAUCCCCGUGGAGGGGGAAGCACCUGAAGGCCGGCAUUCCCAUAGUGCCUGCAGUUGGCAAGGAGGAGCUCUUAUUGCUGGAGGUCUGGGUGCUUCUGAGGUGCCAUUGAGCUCUGUACUCUUUCUGAAACCAGUCUCUUGUGGAUUCCUCUGGGAAUCAAUAGUCAUUCGGCCUCCCAUUACGCCAAGGUACUCCCACACAGCUCAUGUGUUCAAUGGAAAUCUGCUGCUGGUUGGAGGGGUCUGGAUUCAUUCCUCCUCAGUUCCUGGAGUGACUGUUAUUAAUUUGACUACAGGGUUGAGCUCUGAGUAUCAGAUUGAUACAACAUGUGUGCCAUGGCCAUUAAUGUUACACAACCAUUCCAGUAUCCUUCUUCCUGAAGAGCAAGAACUCCUGCUCCUCGGAGGUGGUGGAAAUUGCUUUUCCUUUGGCACCUACUUCAACCCUCACCCAGUGACAUUAGACCUUUUUUCCUUAAGUGCUGGGCAACAAGGAAUGGACUUUUAAUAUGUUUAGUCCCUACUAAAGAAGACAAAGUUUCCGCAAAUAAGAGCUGACUCUGCCUAAAGAUGCUGCUGCUACCACUCCCCUCCCCCCAAACACUACUAUCUAAUAAGAAAGGUUGUUAAGAUAUAAUGACACUCUGAGAGAUAGUACCAAAAUUAAGCAUAAAUAGACCUAUCCAAAGAGAAUGGUUACACAGUGCUAGAGUGGGCAUUGAAGGCCUUUGGGUUCCUAUGUCUAAUUUAUUGGUUUUCCUUACAGUUUCUAAAUAAAUUUAUUCAUUGAAUUAUCA